Chinchilla lanigera (long-tailed chinchilla) is the source of this 321-nucleotide messenger RNA. Its product is annotated as beta-defensin 1-like. The record is from RefSeq and is a predicted model, not a curated record. Bases 95 to 298 code for a protein of 67 amino acids. NCBI's taxonomy places the organism in Eukaryota, Metazoa, Chordata, Mammalia, Rodentia, Chinchillidae. The transcript has 2 exons. Gene Ontology annotation, molecular function: CCR6 chemokine receptor binding; chemoattractant activity. Gene Ontology annotation, cellular component: extracellular region. Gene Ontology annotation, biological process: defense response to bacterium; cell chemotaxis.
AUAUUGCAGGAAUCGCAGCCCUGGCCCAGCUCUUUAUAAGGCUGUUCCAGCGUGCCAUUUGGUCCAAUCUCAGCCUGACGCCAAGCUGCCAGCCAUGAGGAUCCAUUACCUCCUGUUUGCUGUGCUCUUCUUGUUCUUGAUGCCAGUUCCAGGUGAAGGAGGGAUCAUAAAUACAAUACAAAGAUAUUUUUGCAGAGUGAGAGGCGGGCGAUGUGCUGCCCUUACCUGCCUUCCACGGGAGACACAGAUAGGCCGCUGCUCUGUUAAGGGCCGGAAAUGCUGCCGAACAAGGAAAUAAAAGAUGCAGAAAUAUGGUGAACA